Molecule: messenger RNA, 1629 nt
Organism: Gaeumannomyces tritici R3-111a-1
Lineage: Eukaryota; Fungi; Ascomycota; Sordariomycetes; Magnaporthales; Magnaporthaceae
Exons: 3
Coding region: 1-1629 (542 amino acids)
Source: RefSeq, a predicted model, not a curated record
AUGUCUUCUGUCGUCAACGACCCCAACAUGGCGGCCCGCCAGGAUGGCACCCAUGGCGCGCCCAUCAUGGAGCAAAAGCCCGAGUAUCCCAAGACCACUGCCCAUGCCGCCACUACCAAGCGUGGCCACAGCCUGAAGCGUCUUCUCGCUGUUCUGGGAGGCACCAUCUUCGUCGCGUCUAUCGCUGGAAUCAUUACCCUUGGCGUCAAGAUGAACCAGAGCGAGAACAAGUACCAUGCCCUCUCGGAGAAGUAUGACAGCAUCCUAAGCGAGGCCCAUGCCAUGACCCGUAUGAUUCCUCGCCACGACACUGCUAUGGCUGCUGUGGAGGGUGAUAUGUACUCUACUGCCGGCGCUCUCGGAAUCGACGUCAACACCGUCAUGGUCACAGUGGACCUCUCCACGACUGUGACUGUGGCUCAGUCGAUCUCCACUACCGAGACUGCCGAGACGCAGCCCAAGAUGACCACGCUCACCACCAGCGAGGCCGAGGAUGUGGUUACGCUCUCCAACACCGACAACUGGGACAUGCCAACUGCGUCUCCCUGGAUUGACCCGGCCGAGACGUUCACCGAGGACUGGGAGACCACCACCACCACCUUGACCACCACCAGCACCCCGGCCGAGACCGCCUCGGAGCACUCCAUCUCCAUGGGCCCCUACACGUUCCAGACCAGCGAUUCCACGACUGCUGACACAACCUCGACCGCCACGACUUUGGGCGCCACCACCAUCCACCUGACCCGGUCCGCCACGGUGGUCGUGCACGAGAGCUCGUCCACGGUCCUCGAGACGUCCUCGGCCGACGCGCUCUCGGGCUCCUCCACCUCCGCCUGCGCCUGCACGCCGCACGUGCACACCGAGACCGUCUGGGUCCCCCACACCGAGACCGUCGACAGCACCUUCACCCAGACCGUCUACGUGUCGCUGGCCGCGGCCCACACCACCGUCGAGGAGGGCACCGUGACCAUGAUUGAGACCGUCCCGACCGAGAGCAUCUCCGUGGCCCAGCCCUACCCCUUCUCCAGCGAGACCACCACCACGACCGUGACCGCCUCCUCCGAGACCAGCUCCGUCAUGCCUGUCUCCCACGACGUGCCGCCCCUGGCCACCGCCACCUGGCUCAGCGCCACCAGCGACAGCAGCAGCAGCAGCAGCAGCAGCAGCAGCGACUCGACCACAUCGCAGACAACCAGCAGCUCGCAGACCACCACCAUGACCACGACGCGCCUCUACACCUUCACCGUCGGCCCGGACAGCCACGUCACGACCGUGACGCUGCCCCCACUCGGCACCGCCACGCACCACCACCACGAUAACAACACCGCCACCGCCGCGUCGGCCCGCAAUACCGUCCCUUACUUCCUCAACGGCACCUCCUCGACCGCCAGGACGUCGACCGUCACCGUCGUGCGCGGCUCCGGCACCGCCGGCGUCCUGGCCGUCGCGGGCAGCACCCCGGUCUUUGGCUCGCCCAUCUCGCUGGCCGCCCCGGGCCCCAGGACCAGCGUCGUCGCCAGCGGCGCCGGCCACAAGGCCCAGGGUCGCGGCGGCAACGGAAACGGUGGCGGCGGAACGCCCGUCAUGGGCUGCGUCGUCAUGCUGGUUGCGCUUGCGCUGGUCGUCUAG